ACCCACUCGUGGGCGUUUGCGAGCCACUGUAACCUGGUCACCUGGUGUCGGUGUAGAGAUCGGAGUUACUUUGAUGACUUUGAGCUGCAAGUCGAAACAUGAUCGCUCCUACUUAGCUCCGACUCCGAUGCGUUCGCGUAUCACUCCCUGACGACAUGUCGGGUAGCAGCGACUCUGACGAGUUUUUCGACGCGGAGGACGAUUCGUUUCAUCGCGCCUCACGAAAAGGUAAACAGCGCGAUUCUGUCAGUGGCGAAAAUCAUGCCGCGAAAACACUACAAGUUUGCAAGGAGGAUGUCUUUGUAAAGCCUGCCGAGCCAAAGUCGAUUGUUGAACCAAAAGGUCGCGUGUCUGCGGACUGCGGGCAAAGUAAAGAAAAACUCGACGAGGAUGGCACCACGGACAAAAUUGUAGGCAGGAGAAGAUUCCGCGAGCUUCGACAACGCAUGCAAACGGAGGAUGACGAUAUUCCGAUUAACAGCUCUCCCCCCGAUAGUCAAACAUCUUCCAUCGAGGGUGUUUAUCCUACUCCUUCAAAAACGAGCCAUCCAUUCAGAAUUAUAGAGCACGACACUCUUAGCUUACAAAGUAUGACCUCUUUAGGGCGAGUGGGCCGAAUUCUGGCGGGAGUCGCAGAUAAUGCUUCUGGCGUACUCGUAUCUGGUAUAUCCCAGUGCCCUCCUCCUGCCGCCCUUACCCGCGAGGGGUCCUCUGUUGCUAACAUUUCGAGCAAAGACGAGGACGCAACCUCUGGCAAGGUGUCCCAGUCUUCCAGCAUCCUCACGUUGUCAGGGGAUGCCCUGCAGGAAUCCUCUGUUAACGGUAGAUCCGAUUAUGCUUCUCACUCGCAAGGUGACAAGACUGUUAUGCUUCAAGAACCCGAUGUUAUCGCUAGUACAAAGAAUAAUGGGAAAUCGGUGGAGGAUGUUGCGAUGCCUGGUGUACCCGUAGCUCCGCCGCGUCGUAAAAAGAAAACAAAGACAAGUGCGUCGGGCGACCUCGCGCCUUCUGUAGAGGCUGCGCUUGUUCCCGCGUCACCGCUUCCAAGUCCUGCUAGUACUAUAGAAUCGAUAACUCGAGAAUUCGAGCACUCUCUCGAUAUCCGAUCUGCGACGAAAGGCCAGUACGUCGUUAAGCCGCAGGAUGAAGACAAGUUGAAAGCAGAAGGUCCGUCUACCGAGGAACUAGAAAGGGUCGAGAGGAUGAAGGCAGAGCUGCUUAGUCGAUCGAGCGAAAAGUCUAGUAGUCCGUUAGGCUCGGCGUCGAGCAACAGCAUCGGCCGUUACUCUCUAGGCCCGCAUAAGCUUCCGGGCGUGAGCCCGCAAGGUUCGAAAGAAAGACGUAAAUCUGCCGGCGAUCAAGAUAUGGUCAAGCAAUUGAAUAUGUUUGUGAGGACUAGGACGGAUUCUGGCAAGCGUCUUACCGAUAUGGAAAUUCUGGAACAAGUGCCUGUAACGAAUUUAGAUACGGGGGAGCAGGUGCCAUUAAGUAUAGCGGAGGAUAAAUUACCGCAAUGCAUCAAUCCGUUGUCAUUACAUAUUAUGAGACUCACGAAAUCUAAAUACAUAAGCAACUCUAGUCUGGAGAAGGAGAAGGAGAGCGACGAGGAGAGUGUAGAUAGCAAAAUGUCUAGUAUACCCCCGGACGAAGAUGUAUCCGUAGACAGAGUUCGUAAGCGGACGCAAAAGCUGAAGCGAUUUUUAGGCUCGACUGUGAAAAAGACCAUGGACAAGGCCAAGUCUAUCGCGCAAGAGGUUUCGCACGCAAGGCACAAAGAGGACGUCAUGGACAUAGUCGACGAAGUCUAUCCUGGUGAGCAGCAAUACAUAAAGUUGAAGGCAUCCAACAGUCACAAGGGCCCGUACGAGUUCAGUUGUCUGCAGCACGUUCAAGAUCUCAGCGGGGAACACGUAGGGCCCGUCUGGUGCAUGAAGUUCUCAGCCUGCGGCCGGCUGUUGGCCACUGCGGGACAAGAUCGCGUCCUAAGGAUCUGGGUCCUACGGGACGCUUUCACAUACUUUCAGGACAUGCGAACCAAAUAUAACGCGGAGAAAGUCAGUCCUACUCCUUCGCAGGAAUCUUUGGUCUCGCAGCAAUCCAUGGAAGAUCCUAACGUCGUGGCUAGUGCCUUCAGCGAGAUAGAAGGGACGAAAAGCCCGUUCAUGCCAAAGCCCUUUUGCACCUAUACCGGCCACACCUCGGACCUGCUUGACGUCUCGUGGUCCAAGAACUAUUUCGUUUUAUCCUCCUCGAUGGACAAAACUGUACGGCUUUGGCAUAUAUCUCGCAAGGAAUGCCUAUGUUGCUUCCAGCACAUUGACUUUGUCACCGCCAUAGUAUUCCAUCCACGGGACGACCGAUACUUCCUCUCGGGAUCGCUCGACGGCAAGUUACGCCUGUGGAAUAUUCCUGAUAAAAAGGUCGCGGUAUGGAACGAAGUGGACGGGUCAACAAAGUUGAUUACCGCGGCCAACUUUUGUCAGAACGGGAAAUUCGCGGUUGUCGGCUCGUACGACGGUCGUUGCAUAUUUUACAAUACCGAUCAAUUGAAGUACCAUACUCAGAUACACGUCCGAUCAACCAGGGGGAAAAAUUCCACCGGUCGUAAGAUCAGUGGAAUCGAGCCUAUGCCAGGGGAAGACAAGAUAUUGGUCACGUCCAACGACAGUCGCAUUCGUCUCUACGAUCUGAGAGACUUGAAUCUCUCUUGCAAAUACAAGGGAUACGUUAACGUCAGUAGUCAGAUUAAAGCGAGUUUCAGCCCAGAUGGACAGUAUAUAGUUAGCGGCUCGGAAAAUCAGUGCAUUUAUAUCUGGAAGACCCAUCAUGAUUAUUCCAAAUUUUCGAGCGUUCGUAGGGAUCGAAAUGAUUUCUGGGAGGGCAUAAAGGCGCACAAUGCCGUAGUAACGUGUGCCGUAUUCGCACCGAAUCCAGACAGUAUUAUCAAGCAAAUCGAGGCGAGAGAACAAUGGGAAAGCAAGGAGGAGCAGAAAGGCAUGGAUAGCUCCAAUAUGAGUGUCGUUCCCGUCGAUCCUGUCGUCGAGCAACGCACCAAAGGCUGCGGAGGCCACGUUCUCGUGAGCGCUGAUUUCAAUGGGUGUAUAAAGGUUUUUUUAAACAAAACAAAACCGAAACACAGCUCCUUACCGGCAUCUGCGCUCGCAUAACGUUAUCUACGUACCUAGCAGUAAUCAAGAAAAUAACGUGAGAAUGCGCUCUCUUAUCUCCUCUCGUCUAUAGGCUUCAACGAGAGAUGCUUCAACCAGAAUCGCGUACAACCAGUUUCUUUAACGGUAUCUUUACCGUCAGAUACAAGCGCUAUUUUAUUCUUGUGUGCGCGUGUAUAAAUAGUUUUAAGCGAUUACAUAUAUAUAUGUAUAUACAUAUAUACAUAUAUAUUCUUGAUAUCGUGCUUAAACGUUUAAGUUAAAAAAAGGAAAAAAAACGGAUAACUGUCAAUUCCAAAUGAUACGCUUUAAUGGGGAUAGUGUAAAUUUUACUGAAAAAGUUUCUAUUGCGUCAGGUGAAACAAAUUUUCUCUACUUUUAUAUUUCGAAUGUUUUCUUUUCGCCAACGGCUGUCUAAAAGUUUAUCCUUUUCGUUUGCUUUCUAUUGUAUUAUAUCGUACGACUCUACAGUGCUGGUCCACUGUAGCAGGAUGAAAAGAAAAAGAGAUCAAGUUACUAAUAUUCCACAAGAGAUUUAUCAAAAUUAAGUCAUAGGAAGAUAGCGACAAGUCUUUAGUGACACGUCACAAAUUUCAAAUUGUUCCCAUACACUGUACGUACGGUAAAGACACGAUGAAGAUAAGAGCACCCUGGUGAGAAAACCAAGUAUAAAAGGGUAUUAAAAACGGUAUUAUUUAUCAUUAAAUAGGGAUUGUGCUACUUUUUACAAAUAUCGAAUCAGAUUUUGCAAAAUCCUAAUGCUUUUUGAAUCGCAACGUUCUUGUCGAAUGUAAUAGUUGUAAGAUAGCACAUAUAAGUAACACAUCGAAGACAAUAUCAAAGAUGUUUUAAAAUUAAAAUAUAUCAUGGUUGCGUUUUUUUGUACGAAAGUCCUACAUAUUUUAGAAAGUGUAAUAAAGCGAAAAUUUGAGGUAACGCAUAUACGAGGCGCGCUACAAUUGGACUUUGUGCUAUAUACAUAUGCGUCAGUUCUCACGAUUAAGCGUGCAUAUGUUUAUACCUCGUGUACAUAUUUUAUGUGAAAUUGUCAUAUGCUCGCGAUACUCGCUGAUUUAGAGUUUAAUGUCGUAGGAUACGCUAUGUUGGAUUAAUAUCGAUGCAAAACAUGCACUUUCGCGUUCUGUCAAUUGUAAGAACGGAAAUUAUUGUAUAUAUAUAUAUAUAUAUAUAUAUAUAUAUAUAUAUGCGUGAAAGGACAGCGUUCGGCCUUUGUUUGAGAUUAUAUGCGGGACACUUGUCUUUCUUUUUUCGCAAUGCAUAGCUAUUGUAUGUAAUUUGGAAACACAUGUAUAACCAUUGAGACGUAAUAUUCGAAUUGGAACUAAAUAGUCACAAAAUUGUGAAAAGUUACGAGUAUGGUACGAGAUUUACAAGCAGUGUAAGAUAUGUUUCAAUUGUAUCGUCAUUACAAUGUAAAUAUGCAGGGAAGAAUUGUAAUUAUUAUUUUGUGUAAAUGCAAUUGUAAAUAUAAUAGUCCGUCGAUUUCGUUGUCGAUACGGAAAUACAUAUGUA
Messenger RNA from Vollenhovia emeryi, 4700 nucleotides. RefSeq names its product WD repeat-containing protein 44. Bases 156 to 3167 code for a protein of 1003 amino acids. Lineage: Eukaryota; Metazoa; Arthropoda; Insecta; Hymenoptera; Formicidae. Gene Ontology annotation, molecular function: protein binding. The transcript is spliced from 5 exons. The record is from RefSeq and is a predicted model, not a curated record.